UGUGAUGUCUAUCUGUGAUGACGAUAAUGAUGAUGAUGGACUCGUCAGCUGCUCUUCAUCUCAAUCUCUUGACUCUGACUGUGAUGUUCUGUUUCAGUCUGUUGUGUGGCUUCAGUCCUGGGUUUUUCAUGAGACAAGCGGCUCGUUACACCUCUGAUCCAGGGUCUCGGCUCAGAGCAUUGAGUCUGGCAUCAUGUUUGUCCAGUGGUGUGUUUCUGGGCUUCAGUCUGCUGGAUCUGCUGCCCAAAUAUCUGACGGACAUGAGAGACACGUUCAGCCGUCUGGACAUCACCCUGCGGUUUCCCCUGUCGGAGUUCCUGCUGGCGAUGGGAGUUCUGCUGGUGCUGCUGGUGGAGCAGAUGCUGUUGGCCUUCAGAGAGCAGGUGUGUGUGUCGUCCGUGGAGAAGCAGACGCUGAUUGAGCGCACGCGCUUAUAUGUGGAGGACAGCCGCACUCACGAGGCUCUGCGUGUGUGUCUGCUGCUGCUGUGUGUGUGUGUGCGCUCUCUGCUGGAGGGUGUGUGCGCUGUGCCUCCUCCGCUGUGGUCUUGUGGUGCUGCGCUGCUCCGCGAGGGUCUGCUGGCGUUCGGGCUGGCGUUGCAGCUGGCUCCGGCGGGUCUGCGGCGUGCGGUGGCAACCGGUGGUCUGGUGCUCUUCUGCUCCGCCCGACCUGUCGCCAUGGGGACGGCGAUGCUCAGAGGCACGCCCGGCGAUCAGGCGUAUACGGCUGAUGUGGUGCGCUGUGCUGUGGAGGGUCUGACCUGCGGGAUCUUCAUCUGCAUCUCCAUCAGUGGACUGCUGUUUCCGGAGUCCAGCUCGCCCAAACAGCGCAUGCAUAAGGUGGCGUUCCUGUUGACCGGGUUCGCUCUGGUCACGGCGGUGCUGAUCAGUCAAGUCUGAACCCUUCACACUGAGUUUACCAAGUGCUUGAUGGUCUGAAAGGAGUGUAUUGUCUAAUGUAAACACACACACACACACUAAUGCAGGAAGCUCCUGAAUCUGUAAUUUACAGCAGGCCUGCAUUAUAUUGGAUAAAGAUGACUAUUUAUACAUUAAAUAUUUACUUUAAUUGCAACUAUUGUUGCAAUUGUAUUAAUAAUGCAUCUACGGUAAAUUGUAAUAUUGCAAUUGAUUAGAAUACUAAUAAAAUAGUUUAAUAUGCAGUUAUAAAAUGCAUAAAUAUAAUAAAUUAAGGAGCUCCUAUUUUACCUUUUUAUAGAUGUAAGAUCAGUCUGUGGGGUCUCCAUGUGUGUGUGUGUAAAGUUUCAGCUCAAAUUACCCAUCAGAUCAUUUACUAUACGCUGCUGAAUAUGGGAGUUUUGGCUCUGAGGAUGUUGUGGCUGUUUGAUAGCCUGUUUCUUUAAAUGCAAAUGAGCUGGUUCUCCCCACCCACCAUUUCCACAUGUGUGUGUGUUUCUCCUGCGUCAUGUCAGAUAAACAGCAGUCAGUGACAGAGACGGACACAGAUGAAGCAGAGAUCCAGUUUAUGAGUCUACAAUACCACAGUAAUGCUGUGUUCACAUCAGACGUGGAAGAAGCAUCAAGCGCGAGUGAUUUACAUGUUAAGUCAAUGCAAAGACAUGAAUAGACAUCUUGUGGCCGAUAGACGUAAAUAGCGCGGCAUGAAGUGAACAUUUUGCAUGUUUGAUGCACCUAACACAUGUCUCGCACAAAUCGAUCAAGUUAGAAAAUCUGUACUUCAGCGGACAUUUGCACUGCGUUAACCAAUCGGGAGCUUGCUCUUGUAGGGGCAUGCUUAUGUGGUUGCGCCUGUUGUUGGUGCUCCAGGGGGAAAUCUUCCUGCCUUCACCGAGAACAGUUCAUCAAACUGAGAUCGGCUCUGUCAGAAGCCGCGCUGAAAGCCUCUAUCAUCCAGGUUCCGUUUCUGGAGAAGUUUAUGAGCUCACAGAGCUACUGCACCUCUGAAAGGAUCUAGUGGACUCCAAAAGACACGGCUCCAAAUCAAUCGACAGUGUUUUUCAGCCUUUAUAAAGCACAUAAACACAGCUUUUCUCUCAAUAACAUCCAUGUUAGCCAUUUAGCAAUGAAGCUACAGUCACCGGAUAGACAGAAGCCCUGCCCAUGAUGCGACUCCACGUCUAUUGCUAAGUGAAUUUGACGCGCGAAUGAAACGAACAAACUCAAAUGUUUACACGUCUAAUUAUGCUUGAAUUUACUCAAACGUUCAAACGUUUAUUAAUGCGCAAAUUUACUCAAAUUUUCAUGCGUUUACUUACGUGCGAACUCCAUCAAAUGUUCACGCGUCUAUUUACGUAUGAAUUUACUCAAAUGUUCACGCGUCUAUUUACGUACGAAUUUACUCAAAUGUUCACACGUCUAUUUACGUGUGAAUGUACUCAAAUGUUCACGCGUCAAUUUACGUGCGAAUUUGCUCAAAUGUUCACGCGUCUUUUUACGUGCGAAUUUACUCAAAUGUUCUCGCGUCUAUUUACGUGCGAAUUUACUCAAAUGUUCACACGUUUAUUUACGUGCGUAUUUACUCAUGUUCACGCGUCUAUUUACGUGCGAAUUUUCUCAAAUGUUCACGCGUCUAUUUACGUGCGAAUUUUCUCAAAUGUUCACGCGUCUAUUUACGUGCGAAUUUUCUCAAAUGUUCACGCGUCUAUUUAAGUGCGAAUUUGCUCAAAUGUUCACGCGUCUAUUUACGUGCGAAUUUUCUCAAAUGUUCACGCGUCUAUUUACGUGCGAAUUUUCUCAAAUGUUCACGCGUCUAUUUAAGUGCGAAUUUGCUCAAAUGUUCACGCAUUUACGUGCAAAUUUACUCAAAUGUUCACGCGUCUAUUUACGUGCGAAUUUACUCAAAUGUUCAUGGGUCUAUUUACUUGUGAAUUUACUCAAAUGUUCACGCGUCUAUUUACAUGCGAAUUUACUCAAAUAUUCACGCGUCUAUUUACGUGCAAAUUUACUCAAAUGUUCACGCGUCUAUUUACGUGCGAAUUUACUCAAAUGUUCAUGGGUCUAUUUACUUGCAAAUUUACUGAAAUGUUCACACGUUUAUUUACGUGGAAUUUACUCAUAUGUUCACGCGUCUAUUUACGCAUCUGGUGUGAACACAGCAUAAGGUUAUUUGAUGUGUUUGGUGUGGAGUUUAUUCAAGCCAUUCUGCAAUGAUGAGUCACACACAAAUGCUGUUGCAAUAUUCGCAGUAUACAUACUCAUUUACUGUCACAUGCGGCUGUGCUGGCAGUUAUGAAUUACACUGCAAUUGUACUGUCUUUAUUAUGAGUUUUUGUUGCAUUUACACAGUGUUGACCAGCAGGUGUCGCUAGCAUGAGCUGUUUGGAACGCUUCAAAAUAGUGAAGUAUUUCGUAUUUCGAUUGUCUCAGGCUGUCAACGUUUGUUAGCAUCUUGACUAAACUAAAUCAAGUUUGCUUCUCAUCCAAUUUACAAUUUGUAGUAAUGCAAAUAUAUAAAGCAAAUAUGCAUUUGAUUAUCAUCACAAUAAUAAAGCCAAAGGGGCAGAGCAGUCAAGUCGAGUGUUUAUACUGUCGAAGCUGCUUUACAUUAGUGCUGUAAUUGUCUACAAAAUAAAGUUUAUAUUUACAUAA
This is a messenger RNA of Danio rerio (zebrafish), 3569 nucleotides long. It is a transcript of the gene slc39a3, whose product is annotated as solute carrier family 39 member 3. Gene Ontology annotation, molecular function: metal ion transmembrane transporter activity. The record is from RefSeq and is marked validated. Gene Ontology annotation, cellular component: membrane. Gene Ontology annotation, biological process: transmembrane transport; zinc ion transport; zinc ion transmembrane transport. Lineage: Eukaryota; Metazoa; Chordata; Actinopteri; Cypriniformes; Danionidae.